This is a messenger RNA of Trichomycterus rosablanca, 1704 nucleotides long. RefSeq names its product tripartite motif-containing protein 16-like. NCBI's taxonomy places the organism in Eukaryota, Metazoa, Chordata, Actinopteri, Siluriformes, Trichomycteridae. The coding region runs from base 1 to 1704 and encodes 567 amino acids. The transcript has 6 exons. Gene Ontology annotation, molecular function: protein binding; zinc ion binding. The record is from RefSeq and is a predicted model, not a curated record.
AUGGCAGAAUCCCUUCUGAUGGCUCUGAAAUCCUUAAACUGUCCAGUCUGUCUGGAUCUGCUAAAGGAUCCAGUGACGAUUCCUUGUGGACACAGUUACUGUCUGAGCUGUAUUGAAGGCUGCUGGAAAAAAGAAGAUGAUGGUGGCAUGUACAGUUGUCCUCAGUGCAGACAGACCUUCAGUCCAAAGCCUGAUCUUAACAAGAACACCACACUGGCAGAACUAGCUGAAGAACUGAGGAAGACUUCAUGUCAGGGGGAUCCUUCAGCUGUUUCUCUCGCUGGACCUGAUGAUGUGGAGUGUGACAUCUGCACUGAGGUUAAAUACAAAGCUGUCAAAUCCUGUCUGGUUUGUCUGGCCUCAUAUUGUGAAGCUCAUGUUCAGAGUCACUACAGAUCUCCUCCUUUAAAGAAGCAUAAACUCGUUGAGGCCUCUGCUAAUCUUCAGGAGAAGAUCUGCUCCAAACAUGACAAGCUACUGGAGAUUUUUUGUCGCAGUGAUAACAACUUUAUUUGUUACUUAUGUGCCAUGGAUGAACACAAAAACCAUCAAACAUUCUCAAUUGCAGCUGAAAGAACUACAAAACAGAAUGAACUGGUGGCGAUUCAGAAUGCCUCCAAAACAAGAAUAAUACAACAAGAGAGCAGAAUACAGGAGGUGAAUAAGAAAAUGAAAUCUCUCAAACGUUCUGCACAGGCUGCAGUAGAUGAAAGUGAAAAGAUCUUUACUGGUCUUAUUCAGUCGCUUAAAGAAAAAAACUCUAAGGUGAAGGAACUCAUCAGGGCUCAGGAACAGAGUGAACUGAGUGUGGCCAAGAAACAUCUGAUGACACUGCAAGAGGAGCUUGAGGAUUUGAGGAAGAGAAACUCUGAGCUGGAGCAAAUUUCCCGAAUAGAUAAUAACAUUGAUUUCAUCAAGCGUUUCCUACCUCUCAGUGUUCUUCCUCGAUCUCAAAUAUUAUACAUUGGUAUAAACAUCCCCACAUUCUCCACAUUCUCCAUUGAUGAAGUAAGGGAUGCUGCAUCUUUAGUGAUGGAAAAAGUGGAAAAAUUUCACAAGAUGGAACUAGUCAAAUCAUCUACAGUUCACAGAAUCACUGUUACACCAAAGACCAGAGAGGACUUCUUGAAAUAUUUCUGUCAGCUGACUCUAAAACCAAACUCAGAAAACAAAGAACUCUGUCUGUCUAAUGAAAACAGAACACUGAAAGUGACUUAUCAGCAAAAAAACUACAGCUAUUCUGGAUAUAACAGUUACAGUAACAAUUACAAUUACGAUCCACCAGAUCCAAACAAGCUACAUCAAGUGUUCUGUAAAGAGGUUCUGGAUGGACGCUGUUACUGGGAGGUUGAACAAUUUAACCAGCAAUAUUUUACUAUUGGCUUGGAUUAUAAAGGCAACAGUGUGAAUAGGUACAGUCAACAGUCAGUCUUUGGGUGUAAUAAUCAGUCCUGGAGUCUGAGCUGCUUAGAUUCCAAAUAUUACGCUACUCACAAUAACAAAAAGGUUGAAGUCCAGGUUACAUCACCCCUCUCUAAAAUUGGAGUGUACCUGAAUCACCACACAGGAACUCUGUCUUUCUACAACGUCUCGGACACCAUGACCCUUAUCCACAAGUUUCAGGCCACAUUCACUCAUCCCCUCUAUGCUGGAUUUGAGCUUCGUGGUUAUGAUACCGGUUUUCAAAUCCAUAAGCUUAAUUAA